Molecule: messenger RNA, 1365 nt
Organism: Colletotrichum karsti
Lineage: Eukaryota; Fungi; Ascomycota; Sordariomycetes; Glomerellales; Glomerellaceae
Exons: 2
Coding region: 1-1365 (454 amino acids)
Biological process (GO): carbohydrate metabolic process; GDP-mannose biosynthetic process
Cellular component (GO): cytosol
Molecular function (GO): mannose-6-phosphate isomerase activity; zinc ion binding
Source: RefSeq, a predicted model, not a curated record
AUGGUCUUGCAGGUGCCUCUCUUCAGGCUCCAGUGCGGAGUCAACUCCUACGAAUGGGGUAAGAAGGGAGAGGACUCGGCUGCUGCGCGCUUCGCGGCCACGACGCCGGCCGAAGGCUUCAGCGUCCAGUCCGACAAGCCAUACGCAGAACUCUGGAUGGGCACCCACCCCUCGAACCCCUCAAAAGACCUCCAAUCCGGCCGAACCCUCCUCGACCUCGUUCAAGACAAUCAACAGCUCCUCUCCGCCCCCGUCGCCUCCAGAUACGGCUCCAAGCUGCCCUUCCUCUUCAAGGUCCUCUCCAUCAACAAGGCCCUCUCCAUUCAAGCCCACCCGAACAAGAAGCUCGCCGGACAGCUGCACGCCCGCGACCCUAAGAACUACCCCGAUGACAACCACAAGCCUGAGAUGGCCAUCGCCAUCACCCCUUUCGAGGGCCUCUGCGGCUUCCGUCCUCUCGCCGAGAUCUCUCACUUUCUUUCCACCGUACCCCCGUUGAGGAGCCUUGUGAAGGAGGACAAGGCCGACGAGUUCAUCAACACGGUCAAGGGCGAGGAGGAGACCGAGUCCGCCGAGACCAAGAAGCGCAACAAGACUGCCCUGCAGCACGUCUUUGCCUCCCUCCUGUCCGCCACAAACGAAGAGAUCGAGAAAGAGACGGAGCGCCUUGUCGCCCUCGCCAAGUCGGAAGGCAGCGACUUCGCAGGCGGCGGCGCAGGUGAAAGUGACGGCGCGACUCUGUCGGAGCUCAUCAUCCGCAACCACGCUGAAUUCGGUGCAGACAUCGGCUUGUUCGUCCUGUUCUUCCUCAACUACGUUAAAAUGGAGCCGGGCGAAGCCAUGUUCCUCCAAGCCGACGACAUCCACGCCUACCUCUCGGGCGACAUCAUCGAAUGCAUGGCCGCCUCCGACAACGUCGUCCGCGCCGGCUUCACCCCCAAGUUCAAGGACGUACCCACGCUGGUCGACAUGUUGACCUACAACUACGCCCCCAUCGACGAGCAGAAGAUGUCUCCCUCCGAGUACCCCUACGCCACCCUCAACCGCACCGCCUACAGCUCCGGGUCGGCGGUCAUCCUGUACGACCCGCCCAUCGACGAGUUCAGCGUCGUUCGCUCGCUGCUCAAGGGCGACGGCUCCAAGGCCACCUUCGACCCCCUCGAGGGCCCCAGCAUCAUCCUCUGCACGUCGGGCAAGGGCACCAUCGCGGUCGGUCCCACCGUGGAGAAGAUCAGCGAGGGCCACGUCUUCUUCGUGGGGUCGACGGCCGAAGUAGUGCUGCAAUCCGAGGGCGGCCCGGAUGACGAGUUCAUUACAUUCAAGGCGUUUUGCGAGAUUGACGAGAUGGCGGAGGAAAAGCUGUAA